Messenger RNA from Chroicocephalus ridibundus (black-headed gull), 6452 nucleotides. It is a transcript of the gene PPIP5K2, whose product is annotated as diphosphoinositol pentakisphosphate kinase 2. Gene Ontology annotation, cellular component: cytosol. Gene Ontology annotation, biological process: inositol phosphate biosynthetic process; inositol metabolic process. The coding region runs from base 377 to 4126 and encodes 1249 amino acids. NCBI's taxonomy places the organism in Eukaryota, Metazoa, Chordata, Aves, Charadriiformes, Laridae. The transcript is spliced from 31 exons. Gene Ontology annotation, molecular function: inositol hexakisphosphate kinase activity; 5-diphosphoinositol pentakisphosphate 1-kinase activity; diphosphoinositol pentakisphosphate kinase activity. The record is from RefSeq and is a predicted model, not a curated record.
CCUCUGCUUCCCCGUUGCCCCCUCCCCAUACUUUCUGCUCCACCAGCAGCCCAACAAACUGUCUGUCUUUGGUGGUUUGUUACACCAUACAUCAUGUUGCAGAACUGGAAUUAUAAAACAGGUGAAAAAGUUUUGUCGUCUCAGGGAAGCAGUAGCCUAUCACGAGGUUCUUGGAGCAUCAACUCAAACCAAUAAUGAGCAGAUGAUACCAGUUAAACACUGUCUGGCAGACAAAGUCAGCUCAGUGGCAGCACCGCACAGACAACAUCAAAGAGCAGGGGACUUUUGUGUUCCCGAGUCAGCGGGAAACAUGCCCAGUAUCUCAGCUGCCAAAGCGGCUGCAGCUUCUACAUAGAUCUCUACAGAUCUUGUAACCAUGUCUGUUAAUGCAACAGAGAAUGAUCCUCCUAGAUUCUUCGUGGGUGGAGAAGAUGGAGAAGAAUUAUUGGAUUCAGCCAGAUCUACAGAGUAUGAACACUUCUAUGACCAUGGGGAAGAAGAGGAGGAAGAGUAUGACUCUCCACCAGAAAGACAGAUCGCAGUUGGGAUUUGUUCAAUGGCUAAGAAAUCUAAGUCCAAACCAAUGAAAGAAAUUCUUGAACGCCUCUCCAUGUUUAAGUACAUAACUGUGGUAAUAUUUGAAGAGGAUGUUAUUUUGAAUGAGCCAGUAGAAAACUGGCCUUUAUGUGACUGUCUCAUUUCUUUUCAUUCUAAAGGAUUUCCACUGGACAAAGCAGUUGCCUAUGCAAAACUCAGGAAUCCAUUCAUAAUCAAUGACUUGAAUAUGCAGUAUCACAUACAAGACAGGAGAGAAGUGUAUGGUAUUCUUAAAGCUGAAGGCAUUUUACUUCCUCGCUAUGCAGUUCUGAACCGUGAUCCAAACAACCCCCAAGAAUGCAACUUGAUUGAAGGAGAAGAUCAUGUGGAAGUGAAUGGAGAAAUUUUCCAAAAGCCUUUUGUAGAAAAGCCAGUUAGUGCUGAGGACCACAACGUUUACAUUUAUUAUCCAACAUCUGCUGGGGGUGGAAGCCAGAGGCUCUUUCGAAAGAUUGGCAGCAGAAGCAGUGUUUAUUCCCCUGAAAGCAGUGUGAGAAAAACAGGUUCCUAUAUUUAUGAGGAAUUCAUGCCUACAGAUGGCACCGAUGUGAAGGUGUACACAGUAGGUCCAGACUAUGCUCAUGCUGAAGCCCGGAAGUCUCCAGCUCUGGAUGGCAAGGUAGAAAGAGAUAGUGAAGGAAAAGAAGUGAGGUAUCCAGUCAUCCUGAAUGCAAGAGAGAAGUUAAUUGCUUGGAAAGUAUGCCUUGCCUUUAAACAAACAGUUUGUGGCUUUGAUUUGCUGCGUGCUAAUGGACAGUCCUAUGUCUGUGAUGUAAAUGGCUUCAGUUUUGUGAAAAACUCCAUGAAAUACUAUGAUGACUGUGCUAAGAUACUGGGAAAUAUCAUAAUGAGAGAACUUGCUCCCCAGUUUCAGAUACCAUGGUCGAUUCCUUUGGAAGCUGAAGACAUCCCUAUUGUGCCAACAACCUCUGGAACAAUGAUGGAGCUCAGAUGUGUUAUAGCUGUAAUACGCCAUGGGGACCGAACACCAAAACAAAAGAUGAAAAUGGAAGUAAAACACCAGAAGUUCUUUGAUCUCUUUGAAAAAUGUGAUGGGUAUAAAUCUGGAAAACUAAAACUGAAAAAACCAAAGCAGUUGCAGGAAGUGCUUGAUAUAGCAAGGCAGCUCCUUGUAGAACUUGGGCAAAACAAUGAUUCUGAAAUUGAAGAAAGUAAAGCAAAACUUGAACAGCUAAAGACUGUGUUAGAAAUGUAUGGGCAUUUUUCAGGCAUAAAUCGCAAAGUUCAGUUAACAUAUCUUCCUCAUGGUUGCCCAAAGACUUCCAGUGAAGAGGAAGAUAAUAGAAGAAAUGAGCCAUCCCUGCUUCUGGUUUUAAAAUGGGGAGGAGAAUUGACCCCUGCAGGCAGGGUGCAAGCAGAGGAGCUUGGAAGGGCUUUCAGGUGUAUGUAUCCAGGUGGACAAGGAGAUUAUGCUGGAUUUCCUGGAUGUGGUUUGCUUAGAUUACAUAGCACUUACCGACAUGAUCUCAAAAUCUACGCUUCUGAUGAGGGACGGGUUCAGAUGACUGCAGCAGCUUUUGCAAAGGGACUACUGGCCUUAGAGGGAGAGCUGACUCCUAUUCUUGUCCAGAUGGUAAAAAGUGCAAAUAUGAAUGGUCUGUUGGACAGUGACAGUGAUUCUUUAAGCAGCUGUCAGCAUCGUGUUAAAGCAAGACUCCAUGAAAUUCUCCAGAGAGACAGAGAAUUCACUGCUGAUGACUACGAUAAGCUUACUCCAUCUGGAAGCAUCUCAUUGAUAAAAUCAAUGCAGGUUAUUAAAAAUCCUGUAAAGACAUGUGACAAGGUCUAUUCCUUGAUCCAGAGCUUGACUUCUCAGAUCAGGCAAAGAAUGGAAGAUCCAAAGUCUGCAGAUAUUCAGCUGUACCACAGUGAAACGCUAGAACUGAUGCUGCGCAGGUGGGCCAAGCUGGAAAAAGACUUUAAAACAAAAAAUGGAAGAUAUGAUAUUAGCAAAAUUCCUGAUAUAUAUGACUGUAUAAAAUACGACGUGCAACACAAUGGCUCCUUAAAAUUAGAAAACACAAUGGAAUUAUACAGGCUUUCAAAGGCUUUAGCUGACAUUGUGAUCCCUCAGGAAUAUGGUAUUUCUAAGGCUGAGAAACUAGAGAUUGCCAAAGGUUACUGCACUCCUCUAGUUAGGAAAAUACGGUCUGACCUUCAGAGAACUCAAGAUGAUGAUACUGUAAAUAAGCUUCACCCUCUUUAUUCCAGGGGUGUUAUGUCCCCUGAACGCCAUGUUCGUACACGGCUCUAUUUCACCAGCGAGAGUCAUGUCCACUCCCUGUUAUCCACCCUUCGUUACGGUGCCUUAUGUGAUGAAUCAAAAGAUGAACAGUGGAAACGAGCUAUGGAUUAUUUAAAUGUUGUCAACGAACUCAAUUACAUGACACAGAUUGUUAUCAUGCUUUAUGAGGAUCCAAACAAGGAACUUUCUUCGGAAGAACGUUUUCAUGUCGAGCUGCAUUUUAGUCCGGGAGCCAAAGGCUGUGAGGAAGAUAAAAAUUUACCAGCUGGAUACGGAUACAGACCUGCCUCCAGAGAGAAUGAAGGCUUGAAGAAAACCUCUCAUAGAAAUGACAGUGACGAGGAGGCACAUGCUCCUAAAAGAGACGAAACAGAUCGGUCAGUAGUGAUGUUCAAGCCAAUGGUGUCAGACCCAAUUCACAUACACAGAAAGUCACCUCUUCCAAGAUCCAGGAAGAUUGGUUCUGUUGAAGAAGAGAGCCCCCUGAGUGUGUCUAGCCCAGAGUGUAUUGGUACCUGGCUGCAUUACACCAGUGGUGUGGGUACUGGGCGUCGAAGACGCAGAUCAGGGGAACAAAUCACUUCUUCCCCUGUCUCCCCUAAAUCAUUGGCUUUCACAUCCAGUAUUUUUGGCUCAUGGCAACAGGUCCUAUCAGAAAGCAAUAGUAGCUUACGAACACCGAGAACUAUUCUGGAACAGAAGCAGAGUGGUUUAGGGUCUCACUGUGCGGGCCUGUUUAGCACCUCAGUGCUCGGGGGUUCUUCAAGUGCACCUAACCUACAGGAUUAUGCUCGUACUCAUCGUAAAAAGCUGACUUCUUCUGGCUUCAUAGAUGACACCACACGCGGUUCUGCUGUUAAAAGGUUUUCUAUCUCAUUUGCUCGACACCCAACCAAUGGUUUUGAACUAUAUUCCAUGGUGCCUUCUAUUUGCCCUUUGGAAACUCUACACAACUCCUUGUCUCUGAAGCAGGUGGAUGAAUUUCUUGCCUCUGUUGCUGCUCCAUCAAGGGAAACUCUACAGGAGACAUCUUCUCCAUCUUACAUGAUUCCACUGUCAGGAAGAAAAAUUUCUUUAAAUACAUACACCCCUGCAAAAAUUCAACCAACACCACUUGAAACUUUGCCUGAAAGGCUAGCAAUAGAGAAACCAACCUUAGUUACCCCUGGACCUUCUGUUUGUGAAUCUGAUGUUAAGCUAUCUCUUGAAGAGGCCUCGCUAGAUACAGAAGUUAGUGCUGAAACUCUUUCUAAGAAGAAAUGAAGUUGGACAGACAAAACUGGAAGCAACUUCUCAAAUAAUUCUUUAGUGUGCAUUCAACUAAAUUACUGAGCUUUCAAAAGCCAUUCAUAUCUGCCGUUCAUAGUGCACUUCGGAAUCUUCAGUUUAUACAUGGUUAACUAGCGUGCACGCUAUAUAUUUAGGUCAAAUGUCUUGUCUCACUUUCUAAAACAUUUCAGGAAAUGUAUUUAUUUAUCAGUUUGAUGAACUGCACACCUUUAAUGGAAAAGCUGCACAUGAACCUUUUCAGUGUCUUCAAAUAUUUACUGUAAACUUGUACAAAAAGAAAAUACCAAUGCAGUGGUAUGUGUUACGGUGGCUCUGUUGAUGCCACUGUAAUGAAGGCAUUGUCUGUUGUCAUUAUAAACUUCUAUUUUGAGGAGUUUAUAAUCUCCCUGUGAGUUUCUUUUGUGGGCUGAAAUGUAACACACAUCUUGGCUACAAGCUUUUUUUUUUUAAUUUAACUACAUUUCCAAAGAGAUCUCUUUUGCCUGGUUUUGAAGAUAAGCAGAUGUUUUCUGCAUUUGAAUUAUUUUAUAUCAUAUAUGCUGCAAUAAUUGGGCAUGAUGGAGUGAGUUAAUGUAUUGUCACUUUUGACUCUUCUUAUUUUUAUUCUGUGUUUACAUCAGACCUGUAACAUUCAAAUACACCUUCUCUUUUGUUAUUUAGUAUACAUGCUUGUAUACGGGUACCUGUAUAUCAUCCAGCAGGUAAAACUGUCUUUUAUACAUUUUUAUCAAAACUUCUUUUGUUUACUAAAAAGACAGUUUUAUUUGCUUUACAAUAUGUUUCUACAAAAAGGAGAUAUUAAAAAGCAGGUUUUGUAAAAAGAGAAAUGGUUACAGCUGGUCUGCUAGUGAAUUUAUCUUAGAAAUUGUAAAUAUUCCAUCUAUGCUUUAUUACCAUCCCUUCAGAGCAGAGAGAGACCAGAACUCCGUACUUACUGUUGCAAAAUACUCAGGAUUCAUCAUGGCCUGGGAAUUUUCAUACCUCUGUCCUUCCAAUCUAGGUGGUUGACAACAGCUCUCAUUUAAAAAAAAAAAAAAAAAGGGGAUUUUGUAAGAGCUGUGAGAAGAUUAGUAAGUCAGUGUAACUUUGAGUUCUUGAGUUAUGUAGAGCAAUCAUCCAGUCUCAGCAGUUCUUGUGAUUUUAUCUGUGGCAUGAAAAAAUUAUUGAAUGAGUAUAAUUAUCCCAAAUGUAUGAAAAUAUUGUCCACUUUUGUAAGUUCAAGUGGCUGAUUAUUAAUAACGGACUUCAUAAACUACAAGUUAGGUAAUUCCUUUCACAUUUAAGUUGCAGAAGACGUAGCUUCCAAGUAAUAUUUUAAGUAGGGCUCUUACUCGUCCCAGAGCCAGUGCAAAUAUAAUUACAUUCACUUUGCCACAGGGUCUGUUUUCAGUGUUUACUACACAUGAAAUGGCUUCAGCAGACUAAUUCUAAAAAUGCUGGUUAAAUACCAAAAAUACGAAGGGUUUCACAGCUAUAUACUUAAAACAUUUCAUUUUCUGUAGUGUAAUUGUGUUAUUGACAGUGUUGGUCUUGCACACAACUGAAUGUACACUUGUUUACCAUUUUUAAACAAAAAAAAAUACUGUUUAAAAUUUAAGUAUGCGUAUCAUUCCAGUCAACCAAAGCUGUGGCAUAACUUUUUUUUAUGUGCUCCUAAAUAAAAACAAGGUCACUGUCAACUUCUCUCCAUUUUGUUUUCUUUCAAGAGUGUAUGUGAAGUACAGUGAGUAGUUGACUCAGUAGUCUCGAUGGAAAAUUAUUUACAAAUAAGGCAUUAAUAUACAAAUAAGCCAAAAUGUCUCUUGGUGGUGAAGGACGUGACUUACAAGAAAUGGGCGUUUAUCAUUUCAUAUUGAAGUCACUCCUCAAAAAGGUAAACAGUAGUCACACAUUCUGCAGUGCUUCCUUGUGUUCCAGAAUGGUAACGUUAAAUACAGAACUGCUGUAUUUAAUGUGUUCUUCUAUUUCCUUUAAUGUGUUCUUCUAUUUCCUGUUACUACUCUGGCAAAAAGGUACCGUACUAAGCUGAUUGGAACCUAUUUUUCGUCCAAUUUCUCUACGGAAUGGGACUCUCUCUUGCAUUAAAUGUUUUGAACUGUACAUCCUUUUCCAGCCAGAUUGACAGAGGUCAAAGAAGACGGUCACAGAAAGUCAGUAGUUGAAUGUAACUCCCAAAAUACUACCAUGCUGAAACUCAGUUUAAAUAAACAUUUAGCAUUUCCUUCAAAAAUGAAGCAUCAUUACCAGACUAAAACACAAAAAUGUUUGUAAAAACUCAAAAAAAUACUUUAAAAUCUUG